AUGCUGAAGCCCGGAGACCCCAACGGAUCUGCUUUUCUGAAAGUGGACCCGACCUACAUCCAACACUGGCAGCAGCUUUUCCCCCAGAGCCAGCUGAAGAAUGCAGCCCUUGCACAGCUUCAGCCGCCGGAGAGAGUGGCCAUACCGGUUGAAAGUCUCCGACAGCGACCGAACUUAAUCUCAUCCACCUCAUCAACGUCGUCGUCGGCUUUAACACCAUCUUCCACCUCCUCGUCCACUUCAUCGGUGUCCUCUUUGGCGGGUCUAACUCAACUCUCUGUGCCGCAAAUUGCACUCUUUGGACAGUCUCUGUGUUCCGACAUUAUACCACCAGAGACCAGCGCACCACAAACAAAAGAACUCUGCGCGUCAUCAAACUUUAAAAAUGACAAAGAGUCUACGUUCAAACUGACUUCUGAGGAGUUAGACUACUACUUGUACGGACAGCAGAGAAUGGAGAUUAUUCCGUUGAACAAUCAUACCGGCGACCACAAUAACCGCUGUGACAUGUGUGCAGAUAACCGGAAUGGGGAGUGUCCGAUGCACGGGCCCCUGCACUCACUGCGCCGGCUGGUGGGGACGAGCAGCGCCUCGGCCGCGGUGCCCCCACCGGAGGUCCCAGAGUGGUUGAGAGAUCUGCCUCGUGAGGUGUGCCUGUGCACCAGCACUGUCCCAGGGCUGGGCUAUGGGAUCUGUGCAGCCCAGCGCAUCCCCCAGGGCACCUGGAUAGGUCCUUUCCAGGGUGUCCCUCUACUGCUGGAAAAAGUCCAGUCAGGAGCUGUACGCAACACAAGACACCUAUGGGAGAUCUACGACCAGGAGGGGACGUUACAGCACUUUAUUGAUGGCAAUGAGCCAAGCAAAUCGAGUUGGAUGAGGUACAUCCGCUGUGCCCGGCAUUGUGGGGAGCAGAACAUGAUGGUGGUCCAGUACAGGUCAUGUAUUUUCUACAGAGCUUGCAUGGACAUUCCUCGGGGAACAGAACUCCUGGUCUGGUACAAUGACAGCUACACUUCAUUCUUUGGAAUUCCGCUGCAGUGCAUUGCCCAAGAUGAAAACUUGAAUGUGCCAGCUACUGUAAUAGAAGCCAUGUCCAGGCAAGAGACCCUGCAGCCUUUCAGUAAGUCUGGCAAAGGUUCCUCCAUGGUUCUGCUGCGUUCCAUGGUCUUCCCUCAUUCCCCCUGCUCCAGAAGCUUCUCCCUGCUGGAUAAAUCCGGACAUACGGAGUCAGGCUUCAACCAGUUGAGCUCCAAAAACCAGCGCGUGCUGGCCAGCCCCACAUCUACCAGUCAACUGAGCACCGAGUUCAGCGACUGGCACCUGUGGAAGUGUGGGCAGUGCUUUAAAACCUUUACCCAACGGAUCCUGCUCCAAAUGCACGUGUGCCCGCAGAACCCUGACAGACCGUAUCAGUGUGGACACUGCUCCCAGUCCUUCUCUCAGCCCUCAGAGCUCCGUAACCACGUGGUCACUCACUCCAGUGACAGACCUUUCAAAUGCGGCUACUGCGGUCGUGCCUUUGCUGGGGCCACCACGCUCAACAACCACAUCCGGACACACACCGGGGAGAAGCCAUUCAAGUGUGAGAAGUGUGACAGGAGCUUCACACAGGCCACCCAGCUGAGCAGACACCAAAGGAUGCCCAACGAGUGUAAGCCCAUCAGCGAAAGCAGCGAAUCAAUCGAGGUGGAUUAG
This is a messenger RNA of Chanos chanos (milkfish), 1695 nucleotides long. It is a transcript of the gene prdm6, whose product is annotated as PR domain containing 6. Gene Ontology annotation, molecular function: histone methyltransferase activity; protein binding. The record is from RefSeq and is a predicted model, not a curated record. Gene Ontology annotation, biological process: regulation of gene expression. Lineage: Eukaryota; Metazoa; Chordata; Actinopteri; Gonorynchiformes; Chanidae. Gene Ontology annotation, cellular component: nucleus. The transcript is spliced from 7 exons. The coding region runs from base 1 to 1695 and encodes 564 amino acids.